Scleropages formosus (Asian bonytongue) is the source of this 2407-nucleotide messenger RNA. It is a transcript of the gene ednrbb, whose product is annotated as endothelin receptor type Bb. The record is from RefSeq and is a predicted model, not a curated record. Gene Ontology annotation, molecular function: endothelin receptor activity. Gene Ontology annotation, cellular component: plasma membrane. The transcript has 8 exons. Gene Ontology annotation, biological process: endothelin receptor signaling pathway; enteric nervous system development; vasoconstriction. Lineage: Eukaryota; Metazoa; Chordata; Actinopteri; Osteoglossiformes; Osteoglossidae. Bases 446 to 1696 code for a protein of 416 amino acids.
CUUAGGGAGCUCGGGAGGCAGGGCUGCUCCCAGUGGGCCGAGACGGACAGGAACGGGAGGGACACUUUCCUUUCCUUACACCCACAAGGGCUUCUUUACGCGUGGUUUCCCCCGUGACGACUGUGCGAUUGAGCUCCUCUCAGCCCAUCCCUUAUUCACAUUGUUGCGCAGAAGAAGCCUCCGAAGUGACAACAGGAAUAAGUGUGAGAUAAUGUAAUGAGAGUGAAGUAGAACCGCAGCUGCGGUCCUAGUGGCGGGUCCUUCGGGGGAGAAGCGCGCGCGGGACGAGCGGAGACGCGUUUGCGCAACUUCUCCCUCCUUUUUUAUUUGCGAUGGAAUAAGUGCGCAAAUCUGUCCCUCCCAGCCUUCACUUCUCAAGAGGGUCAGUUCCGCUGACAACACACAGGAUAAGAUAAAACCUGGAGGCGCUUCUGAGGAUAUCGAUAUGGCAAGAACUUUCUUGAUACCUUUAAUACAUUUUUUAGCUUCUGAGCUCCUCAUGGUCGUUUCUGCUCAGACCGGAGGAGAUGAAGGACAGAAGACAGUUUUCUCCUCCAGCCAAGGGUGGGCUGUCAACGUGUCCUUGCCCCGAAGCGCAAUCCCAGGACGACCCAGGCCAUUCCCCCCCAUGUGUUCUGGUCCUACUGAGAUCAGAGACACCUUUAAAUACAUAAACACUGUGGUCUCUUGCCUCGUCUUUGUGGUUGGCAUAAUCGGAAACUCCACGUUGCUGAAGAUCAUCUACAAUAACAAGUCGAUGAGGAAUGGACCCAACAUCCUCAUUACAAGUCUUGCUUUGGGGGACCUUGUGCAUGUUGUUAUAGACAUUCCCAUCAGUGUCUAUAAGCUCCUGGCUGAAGACUGGCCCUUUGGUGUGGGGGUCUGUAAACUUGUACCGUUUGUUCAAAAGGCUUCUGUUGGGAUCACAGUGUUGAGUUUAUGUGCACUGAGCAUUGACAGGUAUCGAGCGGUUGCAUCCUGGAAUCGCAUCAAAGGGAUUGGCGUUCCACGAUGGACAGCUAUAGGAAUUGUGUCGAUAUGGGUCAUUUCCAUUCUUCUGGCCAUCCCUGAAGCUUUUGCUUUUGACAUGAUUACAAUGGAUUACAAAGGAGAGCACCUGAGAAUAUGCCUUCUUCAUCCCGUGCAGAAGAGCCACAUCAUGCAGUUUUAUAAGUCUGCAAAAGACUGGUGGCUGUUCAGUUUCUACUUCUGUAUGCCCCUGACCUGCACAGCCAUAUUCUACACGCUCAUGACAUGCGAGAUGCUCAGGAAGAAGAAUGGGUUGCAGAUUGCUCUGUCUGACCACCUGAGACAAAGACGUGAAGUGGCCAAGACUGUUUUCUGUUUGGUGCUAGUGUUUGCCAUCUGUUGGCUACCUUUGCAUCUCAGCAGAAUCCUGAAGCUAACCAUUUACAAUGAAAAAGACCCAAAAAGGUGUGAUCUACUGAGCUUCUUCCUUAUCCUGGACUACAUUGGCAUCAACAUGGCAUCAGUAAAUUCCUGCAUCAACCCCAUCGCUCUAUACAUGGUCAGCAAAAGAUUCAAGAAUUGUUUCAGGGCUUGCCUCUGUUGUUGGUGCAUGUCUCCCGAGGUUGUGCUGCCGGAUGAGAAGCCAUCAGGCAUGAAGUCCAGGGUCAGUGAACACGGCUUGGAGCAGAGUAGCUCCCCGGUCACCAAUAAGUCUGUGUCAGCCUGAAGCAGGAGCUGGUCUUUUCUGCCCAGUUUCACAGCCAACACCCCACCCCACCCCGAGAGUGCCAAGGCUCUGGAGCCUCUAAGUCUCAAAGAAGUUUUUCUCUUUUUUCAAACAUGACACAUGAUAAGAGUCCAAGCACAAACCUUAGUGAGAAAAAUGCAAUAUAGAAGCUAUUUCCUGGCAAAUCAAAACAGAAGGCAGAAAAGGGCUUACAUAAAUAUGAAGAAUGAAAGCGGUGUAAAUGACAGGCAAACACCAUGUUUUGAAAUGAAAAGUGAGUGGAUGCUAUUAAGUCUGUCUGCUCCUUAAUAUUCCAUUUGUGUAUAUCCAUCCUGAUUUGAAAUGAUUUUUCAUAUCAAACCGUUUUAUCUUCUUUGAUGAAAAUUGAAUUGAGUCCUGGAGAUUAUCACAAGCUAUUAAAAUGUUUUUUGAACCCCCUGCUGUUCAUUAAAUUGUUGUCCCAAGGCAACUCUAUGCUGCUUCUUUGAAAUGGUACACAUUAAGAAAAUAUGUUCAAUGGGACCUCAAAAAAAAAAAAAAAAAAAAAGAAUGUGGUCUGGGUCCAUUUUUCUUAUAAAUGUACAUUAAAAAAAGUUCCCUUACUAUCAUAUCAUUAUUUUCCAAUGUUAGUUUAAAUAGUUGAUAAAAAAAGGAAAAAAAAAAAUCAAAGCCCAAUUCAUUCAUCAGUGACAAGCUCAUGUGGUCAGAAGU